AUGGCAUCAUCAAAUUCACCAUGUGCAGCAUGCAAGUUUCUGCGGCGCAAAUGCCAGCCAGAGUGUGCAUUUGCACCAUACUUCCCACCUGAUCAGCCUCAAAAGUUUGCAAAUGUUCAUAGAAUUUUUGGGGCAAGCAAUGUCACAAAGCUUCUCAAUGACUUGCACCCUCACCAACGUGAAGAUGCUGUCAAUUCCCUUGCUUAUGAAGCUGAGAUGAGGCUCCGUGACCCUGUCUAUGGCUGUGUUGGAGUCAUCUCUCUCCUUCAACACCAACUUCGCCAGCUCCAAAUGGAUCUUUAUUGUGCCAAAUCCGAACUCUCUAGGUACCAAAACUUGAGCAUCACCACCAACCACGGCCUCAUAACAGCAGAAUCUGCUGCUACUACUUACCACCACCCGCAGAACGCAGGUGGUGGUAAUAACCGUGAUCACCACUACCAUCAUCACCAUCAUCAGUUCUUUCCAAGGGAGCAGUACCAACAACAAAUGGUUAGAAGCUUUGAUGCAGGGAACAAUUAUGAUGCUAGUCUCUUGGCCAUGAACAUAUCUGCUAGCUUAGGGCAACUCAAUCAGCUUCAACCUGCUAGCGGGGGUGAUGACCGCCGCGCUGUCAACCGCUCUUAG
Gastrolobium bilobum is the source of this 627-nucleotide messenger RNA. Its product is annotated as protein ASYMMETRIC LEAVES 2-like. The record is from RefSeq and is a predicted model, not a curated record. Lineage: Eukaryota; Viridiplantae; Streptophyta; Magnoliopsida; Fabales; Fabaceae. The transcript has a single exon. Bases 1 to 627 code for a protein of 208 amino acids.